AUGCAUUGCGAGGUGGCCGAGGCACAUUCGGACAAGAGGCCCAAGGAGGCCCUCGGUGCGCCCGGUCCCGGCCGCGGGCCCGCCAGCCUCGGCGCGCACAUGGCCUUCAGGGUCACCGUGAGCAGUAGCGGCUGCGGGGACAGGGGCCCGCGGGACCUGCUCGUCCGAACGCCCGCGCCGCCGCCGCGCGCCCACGACCUCCUUCGGCCCCGGAGUCCCCGAGAUUAUGGCCCGUCCAAGGCCGCCGCCGCCGGGAAGGUGAACGGGAGCUACGGCCACUGCACCCCGGGAUCGGAGAAGAGCCUGCUGGACCUGGACCUUGCCGAGGGCCCUGGCCCUACCUGCUGUCAAGGCUUAUUUCUCUCUGCAGGAACCCCACCACCCCGAGGUCAGCCCCCAGCCUGUGAGAGGCUGCUGCAUUUCUCCCACCCUAACAGGUCACCCAGAUCCCAGGCCACCUAUGUGAAUGGCAGCCUCCCAGCCACACAACACAUCAAGCAGGAGUCCCUGCCCGACUUCCAGGCCAUGACAGAGGCCCGCACGCCCCUGUCUGCCCACUGCCGGGCCCCGCCAGCCACUGGCCUGCACACAGACCUGGACCUCCCCACCAGAGGCCUUGCCAACCCCGCACCUUCCGGCUACCUGCUGGGCAACGAGCCCAGCUCUAGCCUGGGCCCCCAGCCUGAGGCCCACCUCCCCGAGGGCAGCCUGAAGCGCUGCUGCCUCUUGGGCCUGCCCACCAGCUCCUCAGCCUCCUCCUCGCCCUGUGCCUCCUCUGACGUCACCCCCAUCGCCCGCUGCUCCCAGACAGCUCUGGUCACCUGUAUAAAUGGACUUCGAAGUCCACCUCUGCCGGGAGACCUGGGGGGCCUUCCCAAGCGGGCCCGGCCUGGCCCUGUGUCCACUGAGAGCCUUGAGGUCAGUUUGCAACUUGAAGCCUGCCGGAAGGGCGGCUUCCUGAAGCAGGAACCUGCGGAUGAGUUCUCAGAGCUGUUCGGGCCUCACCAUCAGGACCUGCCACCCCCAUAUCCCCUGCCUCAGUUGCCAUCCAGCCCUGGUCUUGGAGGCCUGGGGCUGGGCCUGGCGGGUGCGGUGGUGGCCGGGCAGCAGGCCUGCCGCUGGGUGGACUGCUGCGCAGCGUACGAGCAGCAGGAGGAGCUGGUGCGGCACAUCGAGAAGAGCCACAUCGACCAGCGCAAGGGCGAGGACUUCACCUGCUUCUGGGCGGGCUGCGUGCGCCGCUACAAGCCCUUCAACGCCCGCUACAAGCUGCUCAUCCAUAUGAGGGUGCACUCGGGCGAGAAGCCCAACAAGUGCAUGUUUGAAGGCUGCAGCAAGGCCUUCUCACGGCUGGAAAAUCUCAAGAUCCACCUGCGCAGUCACACAGGGGAGAAGCCGUACCUGUGCCAGCACCCGGGCUGCCAGAAGGCCUUCAGCAACUCCAGCGACCGUGCCAAGCACCAGCGCACCCACCUCGACACGAAGCCGUAUGCCUGCCAGGUCCCUGGCUGCUCCAAACGCUACACGGACCCCAGCUCCCUCCGCAAGCACGUAAAGGCCCAUUCAGCCAAAGAGCAGCAGGUGCGUAAGAAGCUCCACAUGGGCCCUGAUACAGAAGCCGAUGUCCUGACCGAGUGUCUGGCCCUGCAGCAGCUCCAUGUGGCCACACAGCUGGCGGCCAGUGACGGGAAGGGCGGCCGAGCCCCGGGCCAGGAGCUGCUCCCAGGUGUGUAUCCUGGCUCCAUCACCCCCCAUAAUGGGGUUGCAUCGGGCAUCCUGCCCCCCACACAAGAUGUCCCUUCCAGGCAUCACCCACUGGAUGCCACCACCAGUUCCCACCACCAUCUGUCCCCUCUGCCUGUGGCCGAGAGCACCAGGGAUGGGUUGGGGCCUGGCCUCCUCUCGCACAUGGUCGGCUCCCUGAAGGGACUUGGGCCACCGCCUCUGCCACUGUCAGGCUGCUCAUCCUCCCAGAGCCAUUCCCCCGGGGGCCAGCCCUUCUCCACACUCCCCAGCAAGCCAUCCUACCCACCUUUCCAGAGCCCUCCGCCCCCGCCUCUGCCCAGCCCACAAGGCUACCAGGGCAGUUUCCACUCCAUCCAGAACUGCUUCCCCUAUGGUGACUGCUACCGGACAACUGAGCCAGCAGCCAGCGGGGAUGGAUUGGCCGGGGAGGCCCACGGUUUCAACCCCCUGCGGCCCAACGGCUACCACAGCCUUAAUGCACCUUUGCCUGCCACAGGCUACGAGGCCCUAGCAGAGGCCUCAUGCCCCACAGCAGUGCCACCACAGUCGUCUGAAGAUGUGGUGUCCAGUUGCCCCGAGGACUGUGGCUUCUUCCCCAAUGGGGCCUUUGACCACUGCCUGGGCCACAUUCCCUCCAUCUACACGGAUACCUGAAGGAGGCCCCACCUACACCCACACCUGCCUGCCCUGCGCCACAGAGCUGCCCCACCCACUCGCCAUCUGCUCCGCUCACACGCCCUACGUCGGGAGCAGCCAGGCCACUGGAGCAGCCAGGCCACCAGCGCAGCGCGUUGCUGCAGUGGCACUCAGCACUGCCCAGGGAGCCAUCACCCCAGCCGGAGCUGGCGCUCAGAGCUGUCCACCAGGACCCGUGGCCCUGUGACAGUUCUCGAGUGUGUCUUCCCGUUUCUCUCCCCAGUGGUUUUGAAAUCACAGACCUCGUGUAUAUAAAAUGUACAGAACUUGUUUUCCAUCCCUUGCCAGUUUUAUAUUUUUGGUUUUACAAGAAAAAUUAAAAACUGGAAAUGAGAUGUG
Molecule: messenger RNA, 2781 nt
Organism: Otolemur garnettii (small-eared galago)
Lineage: Eukaryota; Metazoa; Chordata; Mammalia; Primates; Galagidae
Gene: GLIS1
Product: GLIS family zinc finger 1
Exons: 10
Coding region: 1-2400 (799 amino acids)
Biological process (GO): regulation of transcription by RNA polymerase II
Cellular component (GO): nucleus
Molecular function (GO): RNA polymerase II cis-regulatory region sequence-specific DNA binding; DNA-binding transcription factor activity, RNA polymerase II-specific
Source: RefSeq, a predicted model, not a curated record